UUUUUUAUUUCAUUAUCCACUCACUCAUUCAUUACUAGCAAACUGAUGAUAACAGAUUGCUAAAAAAUCCAAGUAGGAUUAUCACAACUAUGGCUUCAACAUCUCUUCUACUUCCACUCAGUUCAAUUUUUUCUACAAAUUUGUCCAAGAAUCAUCAUCAAACAAUUGGAAGAACCCAAAUUCGAAGUGGGUUUACGAGGAAAUGCGUUUCAGUAUUUCGAGUACAAGCGAAUUCAAUCGGUACUACUGAAGAAGCUGAAGGGUACAACAUAACUAAGCGCAGAGACUUAUUAAUGGGGUUGGGGUUUUGUAUGGUUUCAAGUUUCUUGGUGGGUUCUACUUAUGCUGAGGCAGCUGGAUUGCCACCGGAGGAAAAACCAAAAUUGUGUGAUGCUACAUGUGAGAAAGAGCUUGAAAAUGUUCCUAUGGUAACAACCGAGUCAGGCUUGCAGUAUAAGGACAUCAAAGUUGGUGCAGGCCCUAGUCCCCCUGUUGGUUUCCAGGUUGCUGCAAAUUACGUUGCCAUGGUUCCUUCGGGACAAAUUUUUGACAGCUCCCUGGAGAAAGGUCGACCUUACAUUUUCCGUGUAGGUGCUGACCAGGUUGUCAAAGGACUUGAUGAAGGGAUCCUGAGCAUGAAAGUGGGAGGAAAACGUCGACUCUACGUACCUGGAUCUUUGUCGUUUCCGAAAGGUCUGAUAUCAGCUCCUGGAAGGCCAAGAGUGCCUCCUAAUAGCCCAGUGAUAUUCGAUGUGAGUUUGGAGUUCAUACCAGGCCUUGACUCCGACGAAGAGUGAUCAUUUUGCAAUUUUUUCUGUAUUAUUUUCCCCUUGGCGUUUAUGUAUCUAUCAAGCUGAGGAAAGGCUCAUGUAAUUACUUUCAUUAUUUCUACUGCAUUUCUUCUAUUUUAUGCUCAUUUCUUUGCUGUAUACAGUCCAGUUUUGCUACUGUAUCUUAGUUCUUUUAUGUGCUCAUAAAGCAUAUGUACAUGAAUAUUGACAUGACAAAGAAAUGUUAAAAAUCACUCCUCUUGUUUUGUUUC
Molecule: messenger RNA, 1042 nt
Organism: Lycium ferocissimum
Lineage: Eukaryota; Viridiplantae; Streptophyta; Magnoliopsida; Solanales; Solanaceae
Product: peptidyl-prolyl cis-trans isomerase FKBP16-3, chloroplastic
Molecular function (GO): peptidyl-prolyl cis-trans isomerase activity
Source: RefSeq, a predicted model, not a curated record